Molecule: messenger RNA, 1564 nt
Organism: Gekko japonicus
Lineage: Eukaryota; Metazoa; Chordata; Lepidosauria; Squamata; Gekkonidae
Gene: CNR2
Product: cannabinoid receptor 2
Exons: 2
Coding region: 259-1344 (361 amino acids)
Biological process (GO): cannabinoid signaling pathway
Cellular component (GO): membrane
Molecular function (GO): cannabinoid receptor activity
Source: RefSeq, a predicted model, not a curated record
UAUAAAUGUGAUUCAUCAUUUUCUUUUUUCUGUGGUCUUCUCUUGUCAUGGCUUGGUGGUUACAGUUCUCCAGAACUUGCUUCUUUCCACAGAACCUCCCUUCUUCUGCUAGAGCAGGGAGCAACGUUCAGGCUGCCUUCCACAGCUUUCUCACUGCUGCUGAAGGAACUGAAAGGAGUCACUCAGUUGCUCCAUAGAAAUUGCCAAGGAAGACCACCCCAUUCUGAAGAGAGAUUUUUCCAUUGCAAGUCCACAGGGAUGCGGAGAUGCACCAUGAAUGAAACUGCCAGUGCCUCUAGCUGCACCUCCACUGCAAUGCCCAUGGAAUGCUACAUGGUCCUUGAUGAUCCUGCUCAGAAGACUGUCAUUGCUGUGUUGUGCUGCAUCUUUGGGAGCCUUUGCAUCUUGGAGAACUCCUUGGUGUUAUACCUCAUAUUUUCUUCCCAAAGGAUCCGGAACAAACCUUCCUAUCUCUUCAUCAGUAGCCUGGCUGCGGCAGACACGCUAGCCAGCAUCAUCUUUGUCUCCAGUUUUGUAAAUUUCCAUGUUUUCAAUGGGACUGAUCCCUCCAAGGAAGUCUUCUUGCUGAAGCUUGGAGGGGUCACCACUUCCUUCACAGCUUCCCUGGGGAGUCUGCUGAUGAUGGCAUUUGAUCGGUACAUCUGUAUCCUAAAACCGUCAGAGUACAAGGUCCUCAUAACAAGUAGAAGAGCUCUGACAGCUUUGGUGGUCCUUUGGGUCACCAUCAUGUUCAUCGCCUUCCUGCCCCUUCUGGGAUGGAACUGCUGCACCCUGAACUCUACCUGUUCUGAGUUGUUUCCCUUUGUCGACACCAAGUAUCUCGCAAUCUGGAUUGCUUUAGUAGUGAUCCUUCUGGUAUCUAUUGUGUACGCUUACAUGCACGUCCUUUGGAAGGCCCAUAAGCAUGUGUUGUACAUGAAGAAAUACCAUACCCAAACUGGGCAGCAGAACACAAGGAUGAGAAUGGACAUCACGUUGGCCAAGACCUUAGUGAUUGUCCUGGUGGUUCUUGUCAUGUGCUGGUCACCAGUCUUGGUGCUCAUGACUUACAGCGUGUUUGCCAAACUGGAUGACACCAUCAGGAAGAUAUUUGCCUUCUGCAGCACUCUCUGCCUGGUGAACUCUAUGGUCAACCCUGCUAUCUAUGCCUUACGGAGCAAGGAGUUGUGCUCCUCUUUGAGGAAAGUCUGCUCCUAUUUGGGGAAGACGCCAGGCUUCCCAGAGAGCAGCCCAGAAGCAGAGAGUACUCAGAGGUCCUGCCCAAUAGAAACCACUUAUGAGGAAGUCAUCUGCAACACAGUGGCAGAACCAAUGAAGGACUGAACUCCAACACACACAUACACAGGCAGAAGGGUGGUUUCUUCCUAUCUGAAGAGUUUCUGAAACUUAUUUUCUGUCAGCUCAGCUGUUCCACUGUGAGCCCAGUAGGAUAAUUUCCCAGGUUGUGGCUUAGAAGCUCUCUGGUUGCCAUCAGUGAAUGACAGGAUCAACAUAUCCCAAGCAGUUUCAGUGGGCUCUUCUUCCAGAUGAGAAAAAGCCAUUG